This is a messenger RNA of Malaya genurostris, 5188 nucleotides long. RefSeq lists its product as uncharacterized. The transcript is spliced from 12 exons. The coding region runs from base 896 to 4984 and encodes 1362 amino acids. The record is from RefSeq and is a predicted model, not a curated record. NCBI's taxonomy places the organism in Eukaryota, Metazoa, Arthropoda, Insecta, Diptera, Culicidae.
AGCACUCACGAGUUGCGACAGUUCGUUCGUAACCAUUUCAAAACAUUCGAGUUUUGCAUUUCAUCCGCUGAGCACGCGUUUUGUUUUGUCGCUUCAUGCAAAGGAAUUCAACCGCUUGGUAUAGGACAUACUUUGCCACUAGUGUCACUGUUUAGGGAUUCGAGUAUUUUAUUUAGUUUCAUACUACUACUACUACUACUACUACGACUACUACUAUCUAUGGUGGAAAAUUACGACGAUCAGGUGCCAGGCGCUUACCGAGUUUGUAGUUUGUACUACUCAAGAAAUGUUAGCUGUGCGCUACGAGAAUUUAGUUCGGCCAUAGAAGAAAGCAAGUGCACUAGUGAGCGUGAAAAUUAGACCAUACAAACAAUAGGAUUCGUCGAUUUGCGUCGGAUCAAGUGUGAAUUUCUGGCUUUGUUUUCGAUUGCAGGGAAGAAUAAAGAAGAAAAGCGUUCGGUUUUUGUCAAAAGAAGUGUGACGUGCCGCAAACUAGCGGGUGAUUUGGUAAAUAAGCUCUAUAGAGUGAUGCGUUUCAGCCUACUGAAUUUUUCAUGGUGCCAAUAAAAAAUAUCUAGUGUCAACUUGUUUGUUUUUUUGGUUUUUUAAACCGCGCGCAAGUGUAUAGCUUAUCAGUGGUGCGAGGGUAAUAAAGCUGUCGGGUGAAUCAAAAAAAAAUAAUAAGAAGCUUAAUUUGUUUAUAACCACAAGAGCUAAAGUGCACCAAACCUGUUCAGGAUCAGUUGGCAAGCUGCUAGUGGCCAAGAAUAAAAGUGGUUAGCUUUAAUUAGUGUGUUCGUAGUGCAUCGUAGUACCUUCCCAAUAUCCGUGGUCAAAGUUGGCUGCCCCCGAGGACGAAGGAACUGACCACCGUCAGGGUCGGGGUGGUGUCACAAUGAGCUUGAAGAAGGCGAGCCGCACCAAAAGUCUGUCGCUCAGCGGCGAUGACUUUCCGCUGCGACCGAUCAAACCGCGGGCCGCCUUUGCUACCGCCAAACGGCCCGAGGAUACACAGAAGAUCAUGAAAUACAUCGACGAUAACGUGAUCGGGAAGGGUGUGGCCUUCCUGGGUCCGUUCGGCAGACGGAAAGUCGUCUACGCGGACUACGCAUCGUCCGGUCGCUCGCUACAGUUCUUGGAAGACUACAUCAACAAAGAAGUGCUACCGGCAUUUGGCGACACCGGUUGCAUUUCCGCCGUCACUGGGCUUCAGUCUCAUCUGUACGAUAACGAAGCCCGCGAUUUGGUUCGAGCGGCCGUCGGUGGCACCGCUGAGGAUGCAAUCGUCUUCUGUGAUAAUCCGGCCGAACGGUUGUGCUUUUUGCUGUCCAGCACUGCCUACGAAAGUGGUAACAAGCUAGCGCCGAUUCUGUUCGUCAGUAAUGCCGAACCCAUCGACAACCUACGGCCGUGGUUGGAUGCGGGUUGGCUGGUAGAACGGGUGACCAAAAAUCACGAAGGAUUUCUGGAUUUGGUAGAUUUGGAAAAACGGUUACUGCAGUUUGCCGAUGCCAAACGCCUGAUGGUAGGUUUAUUUUCCGGGGCUUCCAGAAUGACGGGGAUUCUGGCGGACGACGUGGCCACAACCAUCCUGCUGCACCAGUACGAUGCCCUCUCGAUAUGGGAUCACAGUGUGGCCGUGUCCUGUGCACCCAUUUGCACAAAUCCGGUUCUACCGGGAGCACAGAAGGAUGCAAUAUUCUUCCAUUGCAAUCGAAUGGUCGGAGGAGUGCAAGCUCCGGGAGUGCUCGUUGUCAAACGGAAACUGGUGGAAAAUAAUGCAUCGUUUUUGAAGGAUACCGUUGGAAUCGUGGCUGCGGUACGUGCCGGAUUGGUAUUGCAACUGAAGGAAUCUCUGGGAGUUCAAGCGAUAAUGAUUCGAAUGGAGAAGAUCUGCAAGCAAAUGUUGGCCCACGUAAGAACGAUUCCGGAAAUCGCAUUGCUAGGACCCCCGUGCACCACCGCCAAACGUUUGACGACUCUGUGUUUUAUGGUUCGUCAUCCGAGGGGUGCCUUCCUGCAUCAUCGGUUUGUCGUGGCCGUGCUGAACGAUGUCUACGGUAUCCAGGCAACGGCGGAUAACAUGAUAGCGGAUUCCCUCGGGAUAAAUCCGACACUAGCCGUGGAGUAUGAAAAAGUGUUGAACGAUGAGUCGCUGCGGGCCGCCAGCAUUCAUCCAGGCUACAUUCGGCUAACGUUUCCGUUUUUUAUGACCGAAGCUGAAGUAGCUUUCAUCCUCGAAGCACUGAAGAUGGUGGCUACGGAAGCGUGGAAGCUUCUGCCGCAGUACGAAGUCGACGAUCGAACCGGCGAGUGGAGACACCAUUCCAAUUCACUGGCCAAGGAACGGAAAUGGCUCGGCACGAUUCGUUACACCGAUGGAAAGAUGUUGUUCUCCGAUCGGAGAAUUUCCGGUCCCGGUACGUUCCCACAGAGCUAUCCGGAUUGUCUGCAAACGGCGCGGAAUUUGUUCAACCGAGCCAGAAAGAUGGCCCAACGUUCGUCAUCCGAGGAAAUCGUACUGAAACUGUCACAUCCUUCGGUCGAAAGCCUUCGCUGGUACAUGCUCCCGGGAGAGGCCCACGAGCUUCUGCUUGGACACUCGCACAGCGUCAAAAAUACGGUUCCCUUCGAUCCGACUCAAAUUCCCGAGAAUCCCUCACUGCUGAUGAUUCACCGGCACCACAGCCUGUCUGCGCUGGACAUCAAACGUUUCAAAAGUCGCAGCCUGCCCGCAUCUCCGAUGCAGCUUUCGUUACGCCGGCAGCACUCAAGUUCACCACAGCCGGCGGCGCACAGUCCGACACCGACGCCGACCGCCUCAUCGCCUCCAAUCGUUCGCUUCUCCCUGGGUGGCGAAGUUAGCAGCUAUAGUCCACCGUCACAGGUCGUCAACAGCCAACUGCUAGCCAACGAAACAGUCGGAAUCAGUCGAAACAGAUGCAAUAGCUGGGGUUCGUCUGCGACGAGUACGAAGAAAAUCGGCAGACCCAUCAUCCGCAGUCGCACUAACACUUAUGUUGUCGAUGGUAACUGUACGGGUGGUGGCGGUGGUGGCAGUGGCAUCGAUGAAACCGGUUCGGGUCAGAUUGACAUUCUCGGGCCUCAGACGCGACACAAUCUAGGGUUGAUGCAGGUCCAAAGGCGCCAGCUGUUCCAGCUGACGACUCCAACGGACGACUUCGAUGGGAAUCUGCCGAUAUUGGCGGUGAAACCGAAACAACGAUCCUGUUCUUGUAGUAGCCAAACGGAUCUAAGCAUGGGUUCUAGUAGCGAAAAUCUGGCGACCGUUGUCGCGGCAACCUGUAUCGGAGGUUCACAACUUCCGGGUCCUUCGAACGUCCAGGCAGCUGGAAGCUGCAGUGACAGCGUCGAAGAUAUUCAAGCGUACGUGAAGGAAGUGACCAAGGAGCUAGCGACGGAGAUCAAAUCGGAGAUCCGAGAGGUGAUUUCCAAAGUUGAGGAUGUUUUGGAAAGUACCGACAGUUUGGAUAUGAGCGGAGCGGCAUUUAGUUCUUUAGGCGGCAAUAUCAGUUUUAACACCGACAGCAAACGAGACUCCAUCUCCACCAGUGACGUAGUCGACUAUCUGAAGGAAUACAGCAAAGGCAUGAUGAUCGAAGUGAAAUCGGAAAUUCGCGAUGCCAUGAAUGCGGUAGAUGGAAUAAUUUCACCGGAUGGCUACAACGGAUCACGCAAAAACUCUCCACCAGACAUCCUGAAGCCCAACAACAACAACAACAACGGGGCUGGGCCCAAACUCUUAAUCAAGCAACGCUACAGUGACAUCACCCCGGCUGGCAGACCCAAGUCCGCGGAUGUAGAUAAACAUCGUUCGGAGUCAUUCCCUCGGCCGAAUGCAUCCCUCACAGCACCCAGUCCAGAGCAUUUGGGUCCUAGUUUCCCAUCAUACACGGGUGCCAUUGCGAAAAAGGUUGACCUGAUGUCGUCGAUGUCGUCGCAAGAUUCCGGUAUUAACAUGUCGUUUAGCGAGCAAGACGAAAAGCUACGAUCUGCCGCCAUUAGAGACAGUCGAAGCCGAACCAUUUCAGCCCAGCUCGAAGAAUCCUCUAGUCGACCGGAAACGGCAGACGAACGGCAGCAGAGGCGAGGUCUGUCGGAAUCGGCCAAUCCCAGCACACGUCUUCCCAUCACUCCCGAGGUUGAACUUCCACCGAAAAAUCCUUUACUUCGUCAACCGGCCGUCCUGAAAAGUCCCCCGUCGCAGGAUCCCGACGGUUCCGCCGGUGGUUCGGAUGUGGCAACGUGGCACAACCUUCCCAAAGACAUCUGGAAACAGGCAGCCGAGGCUCUCGAUGACUUCGAUAUGGUCAAGGAUUGCGAUCGCAUUUUGGUGUGCCUGUCCGGGUCGAGUUCAUCGCUCUGUUUGCUGCACCUGUUGCGACAGUUCAUUCGGGCCCGACACCUCAACAACGUUCAGCUGGCGACUGUUACCUUCGGUGAUUGCGGUGUCGACCCGCGAGCUUUGAUGCUGUACCUGCGAGAACUCGGUGUCGAGUUCUACUUCGAACAGAAAGAGUCAUCGGAAAAUCUGCACGAAAAACUAGUCGCCCUAGCUCAUCGCAAAGGUUACAACGUUCUGGCGAUGGCCAACACGCUUGACAAACUGGCCGAUCGGUUCCUGGUGUCGCUUCUGUACAAGGGAAAGUUUAGCACACUGCAGGCCUGCACCAGCCACGUUGGUCCGCACAGCUCGCAAAUCCGUGUCAUACGUCCGCUACUGUACAUCCGCGAACGAACGCUGGAGGACUUCGCUGCCAGCAAAGCACUUCCGACAAGACCAUCGCGCCUUUUCACUCGACCUCCGGAUGCGACCAACAGUAUUCUGCGGGUACAGGAGGCUACCAAUCCGAAUGUGUACGGGAAUAUUCGCAGUGCGCUGAAACCACUGCUGGCGUUGGGGAUGGAAUCGUCAAAGGUAGCGUACGAAUUGCUGCGGGCGGCCCUUGUCAGUAGAGAUUAAGCAUAGGGACUUUUAGGUACAAUGAAGAUCACAGUGAGAUGAGAUAAUCGUAGAUAGAAUAACUAAUUUCUGUGUAAAAACAAUAAGUUGAUAGAAUAGAAUGAACUCUGUUAUCCAAGUGAUGUAAAAUGGUUUAAAAAAAAAGCUUAUGUUUGUAAAUAAACGAAGAAAAUUGUAUUGCACGCCAUUCGUGCUAUUAUAUUA